Messenger RNA from Lasiosphaeria miniovina, 1080 nucleotides. RefSeq lists its product as uncharacterized. Bases 86 to 685 code for a protein of 199 amino acids. The record is from RefSeq and is a predicted model, not a curated record. The transcript is spliced from 2 exons. Lineage: Eukaryota; Fungi; Ascomycota; Sordariomycetes; Sordariales; Lasiosphaeriaceae.
CGCGUCUUCGACACCCUUCCCACAACCUCCGAAACUCGAUUUGCCUGAGGGUAAUGGAUCAGGCGAUUGCAAACUCGUGAUCGCAAUGGCGGAAACGUCCACAUUAACCAUCACCAGGCCCCCUCCAAGCAUUAUCAAGCAAGCCCCAGCCCUCCGUGCAAGAGAUCAAGCCAUUCUCGAUGGCGUGCCAAAAACGAAAGAGCUGAGAGACUGGAUUUUGAAGUUCCGCGCCCUCAAAACGCCCACAUCUCUAUCCUCCCGACGCACUGCCCCUUCGAUAAGACCGAGACUCGAAGAGGCCAAAAAUGACAGCGGGCAAUUAUCCGAACCAAACAAGCCCAAUCCACCAACGGUCUCCUCAACAUCGACACUAAACGACACGGCAGUCAAGAAUGGGAUAGACUUAUCGAAGGCCCACAAUAGUCAAGAUUCGGGGGUCUACGUCAAUGACGACACGAGAGCGUCCAGCAACAGUACAGGGACGACGAGGGCCUCAACACGCGCGUCGUCCAGCAGUGUUGUGAACAGUCCGUACCAGAGACUGCUCGUGCACUGGACCAUUUGCUCGAGGUUGCCGAAGCUCAGCCACCCCCAAACUCGAGUAAGGCCAAGGGCAAGGAAGUUGACCGCGGGAUACGAUCCGCUAGAGAUGUGGACAGCAAAAUUCCCGUUUCGGUUCCGAUGACCAGGCUACAGAAGCUUGCAACACUGAACUUUGUGAGCCAGAAAGAGCUAGCAGCACGGCCUAUUCCCGUGGGCAACGCCGAGAUUAGCAAGUUACGUGCCUUAUCGGCAUUUCUGAGCCCCAUCAAAGACCAAAUCACUCUAUUAGGCAAGGAGCUUCCUAGAUGCAGACACCACUUGGUAGAACUUGGACCACAGCACGAAUCCUCAGGACCUUCCAAAGUCUACAUCUGCAUCGAGGGCCUGACCAACCCAGCCGACAUUAAAUUAUUCCAUAAGGUGAUGUCCCAGACGCGUUACAGAUAUCUCUACGAACCAUGGGGGCUCUGUUAUGAGGCCCUGAAGAUUUCUCGCCGAGCCGCUGAUCACCAUGUCCUCCAACUCCAAGGGAACGGG